This is a messenger RNA of Oldenlandia corymbosa var. corymbosa, 2403 nucleotides long. NCBI's taxonomy places the organism in Eukaryota, Viridiplantae, Streptophyta, Magnoliopsida, Gentianales, Rubiaceae. The record is from the annotation of a GenBank genome assembly.
AUGGCUUCACGCCUUUCCUGCUCUCUGUCUCGUUCCCUUCACUCUUCCUAUGCUUCUUCCCCACCACGUUUCUUAUACCCUUUCUGCCUAAACCACCGGAACCCAGUUUCCUUUUCCAAUUCUAACCCCAAACAUCUCAACAAAUCCCCGCUUUGUCCUCUCUGGUCUUCUUCUUUCUCACUCUGCUUGAAUACUCUUCACUGGUCAACCACCCCCACCGCCACCGCCACCGCCACUAAGUCAACCACCGCCGUCCGAUCGUUCGCCUCCGCUAAUUCCACCGCCUCCGAAAGAAUGGCCGCCGACGGUUCUAAUGAUAACCCGCUGUUGAAGGAUUUUGAUUUUCCCCCGUUCGAUGCUAUUGAAGCUUCUCAUGUUCGACCCGGCAUCCGUGCUUUGUUGAAGCGACUGGAAGAGGAAUUGGAGGAACUCGAGCGUACCGUGGAGCCUACGUGGCCAAAAUUGGUGGAGCCUCUGGAAAAGAUCGUCGACCGAUUGAGUGUGGUCUGGGGAGCUGUUAAUCAUCUGAAGUCGGUGAAAGAUACUGCCGAACUUCGGGCAGCUAUUGAAGAAGUGCAGCCGGAAAAAGUUGCAUUAGAGCUGAAAUUGGGUCAGAGUAAGCCCAUCUAUAAUGCAUUUAAAGCUAUCCGAGAUUCUCCUAGUUGGGAUUCCCUGAGUGAUGCUCGAAAGAGAAUUGUUGAAUCAAAUAUAAAGGAGGCUGUUUUGAGUGGUAUUGCUCUCGAAGAUGAUAAGAGAGACCAAUUUAACAAGAUUCAACAGGACUUGGCAAAGUUGUCUCAAAAGUUUGAGGAGAAUGUUUUGGAUGGCACAAAAAAAUAUGAAAAGUUAAUUACGGAUAAGAAGGAUGUAGAUGGAUUGCCAGCUACAGCUCUUGGUUUGGCUGCCCAAACAGCAGUGUCUAAGGGACAUGAAAAUGCUACUGCUGAAAAUGGGCCGUGGGUUAUUACAUUGGAUGCUCCAAGUUUUACAUCAGUUAUCCAACAUGCUAAAAACCGGAGCUUGAGGGAGGAAGUUUAUCGUGCUUAUGUGACGCGUGCAUCAAGUGGAGAUUUGGAUAACACAGCUAUAAUUGAUCAAAUUUUAAAGCUUCGGUUAGAAAAGGCUAGGCUUCUUGGUUAUAACAAUUACGCUGAGGUAAGCAUGGCAACCAAGAUGGCUACAGUUGAGAAGGCACUAGAACUCCUUGAAAAGCUUCGAACAGCUUCCUGGGAUCCUGCGGUUCAAGAUAUGGAAGACCUUAAGCAAUUCUCUAAAAGUCAAGGUGCUCCAGAAGCUGAUGAGUUGAAACAUUGGGAUGUCGGUUUUUGGAGCGAGAGACUUCGUGAGUCAAAAUAUGAAAUUAAUGAGGAGGAACUUCGCCCAUACUUUUCUUUGCCCAAAGUUAUGGAUGGUCUUUUCAACCUUGCCAAGACACUGUUUGGCAUCAAUAUUGAGGCUGCUGAUGGAUUAGCUCCAGUUUGGAAUAAUGAUGUCCGAUUUUAUCGUGUGAAUGAUUCAUCUGGUUCUCCCAUUGCAUAUUUUUAUUUUGAUCCCUAUUCUCGGCCAUCUGAAAAACGUGGAGGUGCUUGGAUGGAUGAAGUUAUUGGCCGGAGUCGUGUUUUGUCUCGUGAUGGUGCCUCUCCUAGGCUACCUGUUGCGCACAUGGUGUGCAAUCAGAUGCCUCCUGUGGGCGACAAACCCAGCCUUAUGACAUUCCGUGAGGUGGAGACUGUGUUCCAUGAAUUUGGCCAUGCCCUUCAGCACAUGCUUACAAAACAAGAUGAGGGUUUGGUUGCUGGUAUUAGGAAUGUUGAAUGGGAUGCUGUGGAACUUCCCUCCCAAUUCAUGGAAAAUUGGUGCUAUCAUAGGGAUACCUUAAUGAGCAUUGCCAAGCAUUAUGAAUCUGGAGAGAAUCUACCUGAAGACAUUUACAAAAAACUUCUUGCUGCUAGAACUUUCCGUGCUGGCUCUCUUAGUCUCCGUCAGUUGAAAUUUGCAACUCUUGAUCUUGAGUUGCACACUAAGUAUGUCCCCGGCAGUUCAGAAUCAAUUUAUGAUGUUGACCGUAGGAUCUCAGAGAAAACUUCUGUGCUUCCUCCACUUCCAGAGGAUCGAUUCCUUUGCAGUUUCAGCCACAUAUUUGCUGGUGGAUAUGCAGCUGGAUACUAUAGCUAUAAGUGGGCGGAGGUACUGUCAGCGGAUGCUUUCUCGGCAUUUGAAGAUGUUGGACUAAAUGAUGAAAAGGCAGUGAAAGAUACUGGGAAGAGGUUCCGGGAAACUAUACUUGCUCUUGGUGGUGGAAAAGCUCCACUAGAGGUUUUUGUGGAAUUCAGAGGCAGAGAACCCUCACCAGAGGCGCUGCUUAGGCACAACGGGUUGUUGGCAGCUGCAGCCACAGCAUGA